Messenger RNA from Gorilla gorilla gorilla (western lowland gorilla), 4192 nucleotides. It is a transcript of the gene AIRIM, whose product is annotated as AFG2 interacting ribosome maturation factor. NCBI's taxonomy places the organism in Eukaryota, Metazoa, Chordata, Mammalia, Primates, Hominidae. The record is from RefSeq and is a predicted model, not a curated record. Gene Ontology annotation, cellular component: cytoplasm; nucleus.
UUGCGGCGGCUCUGCAAUACCCCAAGCUCUGGAGGGCUGGGGGCCUACUAGGUCAGGUCGGCUGUAGGAUUCUGCUCCAGGGUCGGCGGCUGCUUCUUUCUGGCCUGGCUGCCACUGAGUAGCCGAGGGGCCGCCGUGACCCUCUGACUGAUUGACUGGCUGGUUGCCUACGUCGGCGCUCCUCAGGGCCCCAAGCUCCCCAGGCCGAACUUCGGGCAAGUGGCGGGUCGGCAGAGACAGAGCAGCCCCGGCAGGGUUUGACGGAGCAAGGGGGACGGAAUGAUAGAGGAGCAGAGCAGGGGUGCAGGCUUUGGGGUGGGCGCGCUAUCCCGCGGCCAGUCUGGGCAGCGAGUGGGGGGAACCCUGUCGUUCCUCGCUCCCCCGCGGGCCGGCCACUCCCGCCCAGUUCGCGUGUUGGCGCCUCGACUGGGUGCGCAGCGCGGGGCUGCGACUUCAGGUGCAAGUAGUGGCGCUUGGCAGCUGGCCACACGGUGACUGCAGCAUGAGCCGCGGCCACCAGCUCCAGGGAGCCCAGGGCAGGAGGCAGCUCUGGGUGUCGUGGCCGUGGCCCUGGGAAUGGGCGUGUAGACGGCGAGCCCCGCCGAGCCGCGGUCCUGUCGGAGGUGCUAACUGUGCAUCUUGAUAUCUGCCCACGGCCACAGGGUUGGAUUGCUCAAGAGUUGUGCUGAGACCCAGAAGGCUAGAGGCUAGUUUCGAAGCUGUAGCUCAGGCUGAGUCUCAAGGCGGGCGGCGACUGGACGGCCAGACCGGCGAGCUCUUGACGGGUUUGUGGCCUGAUUGUUUGGAUUUGAUGCUUUUCACCUGUGGAUGCGGUCUGAAGCCAUGUCAGAGGGGUUGUGUUUAAGCGUGCAUGUUAUAGGCUAUGGGAGUGAUAAUCUUGCCUCUCCCCCUCUGAGUUGAGGAACAAUCGAAGAAAUAAGCAAAGGUGCCAAGCAGGCUCCUGAUGGGCACCAGCGAGCUUGGGGACAGAGCAGUCCAAGCAUAGAAGCCCUGGCAAGCCUGGACCUUCCUGGAAAGUCCUUUCUCUCUCUUCCACCCUGGUCUGUUGCUCCAUAUGCAACAAAUAUUUGAAUGUCGCUCUUCCGCCCGAGGUCAGCCCUGGGCAGUGGGUAGUGGGGGUGACACCCCAGUCUGCUGGGUGCCUGAGGAUCUCCAUCAGUCAGAUAGCCAAGAUGAGACGGGAUGACAACCCGUACCUCAUGUAGGCUUUCCCCCUGCAGGUGUUUUUAUGCUGCGCAAGUCGGGCUUCCAGCCUCUCGGUUUCGGGGUUUUCUUCACCCUACUCCCCAAUGCGCCCGAACUCCCUGGGCACCUAGGACGUCCACCUGCAUCUUAGCCAGAGCUGCCACGUCAGGAGCCCGUGAUUUACUAGUUUUUGCCAGUUGGUUGUGACACACAAUGUCAAAAGUGUCAUUAAGGCACAACCGGAGGCGCAAGAUAAGAGAAAAAGACUCCACAGCUAACAGGACAUGCCACCACCGCCACCCAAUUUAAACUGCCGCAGGCUGACAAAUGAGAAGUCGCCGUGUUUGGACGGUCCCAACAUCCAAUCCCAAGGAAGCUUCAAGCCGAGUGGCCAAUCCACAUGUUGGACUACAGUACCCAGAAGUCAUUGCGGCACUACGAUAUAUUUUCGCGACUCAGUAGCCGGGCAGGCCCGCGGAAUAGCUUUGGGGGCGGUCGCGUGUGAGCAUGCGCAGAGAGACUGUGGGCGCGUGGUGCAAUCCCUGGAGGGUUCUCACGCUUUGGCUGUCUGGAAGUUUUUCCGCUUUUUCAGGAACGCGACCGGCAGCCUCGGGCAGGGGAGACAGGACUGUAGGUCAGAGAAGAGACGGCGCUUGGACGCCAGGAAUCCUCUGAAGCAGGAGACUGCCCUAUCCUGGUUACCCUUCCCGAGGGGAAACCAGGGUCUCCUUCAGAAAGCUGAGGCAGGCCGGGCGCGGUGGCUCACGCCUGUAAUCCCAGCACUUUGGAAGACCGAAGCGGGCGGAUCACCUGAGCAGAAGAUGACUCAAGACCGGCCUCUGCUUGCCGUGCAGGAGGCGCUGAAGAAGUGCUUCCCCGUGGUGGAGGAGCAGCAGGGCCUGUGGCAGAGUGCCCUGCGGGACUGCCAGCCCCUCCUGUCCUCCCUCAGCAACCUGGCGGAGCAGCUGCAGGCCGCACAGAACCUGCGGUUUGAGGAUGUGCCGGCGCUUCGGGCAUUCCCAGAUUUAAAAGAGCGGCUGAGGCGUAAGCAGCUGGCGGCUGGUGACAUCGUCCUGGACAAGCUAGGGGAAAGGCUAGCCAUCCUCCUCAAGGUGCGAGACAUGGUCAGCAGCCAUGUGGAGCGAGUGUUUCAGAUCUAUGAGCAACAUGCAGACACAGUUGGCAUUGAUGCUGUCCUGCAGCCUUCAGCAGUGAGCCCCUCUGUGGCUGACAUGUUGGAAUGGUUGCAGGAUAUUGAGAGACAUUAUCGAAAGUCGUACCUGAAGAGAAAGUAUCUUCUUUCCUCUAUCCAGUGGGGAGACUUGGCAAACAUACAAGCUUUGCCCAAGGCCUGGGACCGAAUUUCAAAAGACGAACACCAAGAUCUUGUACAAGAUAUCCUAUUGAAUGUUUCCUUCUUCCUGGAAGAGUAAGGAAGCUGUGCGUAUCUGGAGACCACGGGCACCACAGUUGAAGACUGACAUUCUGAACCCUGAUGUUUCUAAAGAAACGUCAGUAUUUCAGUCUGACAUAUUUGAAAUAUCAGUGCCUUGAACCUGAGGACUGGGUCUUGGGGAGGAUUAGCGCCUAGAUGUCUGAUUUUGGAGCUGCAGCAUGCCAGGCCGUGGCUGAGAGUAUGUGAGCCAUGCCUUGCCCUUUUCUGAGGCUCAGGGAAGUGGAUGGAGCCAGAGAGACAACAGGAAAGACGGUGCUGAAGAACAUAGUGUCUUUCCUCUAUUGUGGACCUGAAGAGGUGGGGAAGCAAGGACAAGAGACAAAGAGCCACACUGCCCUUGGCAUCAUCCAAAGUAUUGUCUGGUUGACACCAGGUCCUGGUUUUGUGUCUUUUGUCAAUACCUGAAUCCUUGACAAAAGAAAAAGUGGUUUUGAUGAUUUAAAGAAAUAAGGGUGAUUUUGACAGAAAAUAUAUUUUAAAAAUUUUGACCAAUUGCAAUAGUUAUCCUCAAGCCAAUUUCCAGAACCUGCCACCAGGGGGAGGUGGUGCAGCAUGAAUCAUUCUGAAUGCUUUGUCUUUGAAGUGUUCCCCUAUUGCUGUUACCAUCUCAGAGGAAGUAACUGGGCAUGGUGACACUCCUAAAAUGACAGGAGUUUUUUUGGCCAAAGCUGGCAUCUGACUUGCCACAUUCCUCUGAGUCUGGAGUAGCCGCAGGGGUGGGAGAAUGCCAGCCCAGAGUCAGUCCAUCGGGGUUACAUUUCCAAGGCCUGCUGCCUUCAUCUAUGUAAUGGCCGUGUUACUUUCAGAUCUUUCAGCUUCCCAGGGUGUUGUGGGAAUCUUGGUCAUUGAAUGUAAAGGGACUUAGUAAAGGGUAUAGAUAUUUUUCAAAAAUGAAAAUAACUUUUUUUCUUAUAAGUGAUAAGCUUUUAUAAAGAUCAUAGGAAAACUAGAAAAAAUGUAAAAUGUAGAAAAUUGUAAAACAAACUUCAUUAGAGAUACUUUGAUAGGUACCUUUUCAGUGUCUAUUUACAAAUUUUUUCUUUUAAUAUAGAUAGGGUCUCACUAUAUUGCCCAGCUCACUCCUGAGCUCAAGGGAUCCUCCCACCUCAGCCUCCCAAAAUAUUGGGAAUACAGGCAUGAGCCACUGCUCCUGACCAAUUCACAAAUUUUUUUAAAGAACAAACGUGGUAUCAUCGAUACAUACUGUUAGGUUGUCUUUUUUUAAAAAACCUAAUGUAAUUUGUUCAUCUUUUUAUAUCUGUAAAUAUAGCUCAACACAGUUAUAUUCUUUUUGUGAAUGUAUUAUAUCUACAAUUUACCUUUUUUCUUAGAUUUUACAUGCAUUUUCCCAAAUCUUUGUGUUUGCCUAUCUGUAAAGGUAAUACAUUCUGAUUACAAAAAAUGAAAAUGUUACAUAGAAAUGUACCAUUAUCCAUCUACCAGAUAACUAUUAUUAAUAAUGUGUAUUUAUUUUUCCAGGAAUUAAAAAACAUCUAUCAUAUAAGUAUUGCAAAUAAAACUUAAAAAGCA